AUGAAACCCUUUCUCCUCUUCAUCUCCCUCACUCUUACUUCCACAUUCUUCUCCUUCUCCUUCUCUCAGGAAGCCUCAGCAGCUCCAGAGAAAAGCGACUUGCAAACUUACAUUGUGUUUCUAGACAAGCCAGAAGGUCGAACGUUAUCCACAGAAGGAUCAGAUGAAGAUUUACACAGCUGGUACACCACAUUUCUCCCUGAAACCACCUUAGCCACAAACCAGCAAGAGCGCCUGGUGCAUUCCUACCGCAAUGUGGUCACAGGAUUUGCUGCUAAGCUCACAGCUCAAGAAGCCAGAGCCAUGGAAGACAAGGAAGGCUUUGUCUCGGCCAGAGUUGAGCGAUCUUUGUCCCUACUCACAACUCACACUCCCAAGUUUCUUGGUCUCCAGCAGCAGCAGCAGGAUCUAGGGGCCUGGAACUUGUCGAAUGCCGGUGGAGGAGUGAUCAUUGGUCUCAUGGACAGCGGGAUCAAGCAAGAUCACCCUUCUUUCUCGGACGAAGGCAUGCCUCCCCCGCCUUCCAAAUGGAAAGGCAAGUGCGAGUUCAACGGCAAACAGACAUGUAACAACAAGCUCAUCGGCGCGAGAAGCUUCCCUUCUGGAGGGGAUACUAAUACUACCCCGUCGGAAGAUGUCGAUUUCUACCAUGGUAGUCAUACUGCAGGGGAAGCUGCAGGGAGCCCUGUUCAAGGCGCAAAUGUGUUUGGACAAGCAAAUGGGACGGCAAUGGGAAUCGCCCCCAAAGCUCACCUAGCAAUGUACAAGAUAUGCCUAAAAGAUGAAUGCUUCGAGAGCGGGCUACUGGCAGCCAUGGAUGCUGCUAUUGAAGAUGGCGUUGAUGUUCUUUCGUUGUCGAUUACUGACGGAUCAAGUCCUUUCUAUGACAAUGCGAUUGCCUUGGCUACAUUUAGAGCCAUUCAGAGUGGUAUCUUCGUGAGCUGCUCCGCUGGAAACAGUGGACCCUCAAAGUCUUCUGUGGUCAAUGAUGCACCAUGGAUUUUGACCGUUGGAGCGAGCACAAUCGACAGGGAGAUAAGAGCAACUGUGGUGCUAGGAAACAAUAUGAAGCUCCAUGGCCAAUCCGCCUAUCAGCCAAUUGAUUUCAAUUCACGUCAAUUGUCAAUCAUCGAUCCUGCAGCAACUGGGAUAAAUGCAUCAACAACAUUUUGUGAAGCAGGGUCAUUGAAGAACAUUGAUGUUAAGGGCAAGAUAGUCAUAUGCGAGAUUGGAGGUGAAAAUACAAGAAUCGAGAAGGGACAAGAAGUGAAGGAUAAUGGUGGAGCAGCCAUGAUCUUAAUCAAUAGUUUGGGUGAAGGGUACACUACUUUUGCUGAUGGCCAUCAUCUCCCUGCAUCGCACGUCAGUUAUCAGGAUGGAUUAGCAGUGAAGGGUUACUUGAACUCCACAGAGUCCCCAACUGCCACAAUCUCAUUUCAAGGUACCUUGAUUGGCAAGUCAAGUGCACCACAAGUAGCCUCGUUCUCAUCGAGAGGGCCUAGCUCGCAAUCUCCAGGGAUCUUGAAGCCUGACAUCAUUGGACCGGGGGUGAACAUUUUGGGUGCUUGGGGAGUCUUUGUUGACAAUGCUACAAACUCAUUCAAUAUUGUCUCAGGAACUUCAAUGUCAUGCCCACAUCUCAGUGGAGUCGCAGCUCUAAUCAAGAGUGCUCAUCCAGAUUGGUCCCCAGCAUCGAUAAAAUCAGCCAUUUUAACCACCGCUUACACGCUCAAUCGCGGUGGUAAUGCAAUCUCCACGGAGCAAAACGCUUCUGCUACCUUGUUUGAUAUGGGUUCCGGCAAUGUCAACCCACCAUUGGCGUUGAAUCCAGGAUUGGUAUAUGACAUCCAUCCAGAUGACUACAUUCCUUACCUCUGUGGGUUGGGUUAUAAUGAUAAAGAGGUAAGAUUGAUUGUGCAACGAAAGGUGAAUUGCUCGAAUGUAUCUUCCAUACCCGAGGCCCAGUUGAACUAUCCAACGUUUUCCAUCUCGUUGGGUUCUGGUGAUCACAAGACUUACACAAGAACAUUUACUAAUGUUGGCCUGCCUAACUCAACGUACACCUGCAAGGCCUUAUCUCCCGAAGGCGUUGAGGUUAAAGUCGUGCCUAAUGAGAUCAAGUUUAUGGAAUUGGGAGAGAAAGCGAGUUAUUCAGUGACAUUUGGCAUAUUGGGAAAUGUCACAAGAAGUAGUAUUGGUGAAGGUUACUUGGUGUGGUCGUCAGUUGAUCCUGAAUAUGACGUUGUGAGUGCUAUAGCAGUUGUCUUUGUUUGA
Molecule: messenger RNA, 2274 nt
Organism: Linum tenue
Lineage: Eukaryota; Viridiplantae; Streptophyta; Magnoliopsida; Malpighiales; Linaceae
Source: the annotation of a GenBank genome assembly